Messenger RNA from Pectinophora gossypiella (pink bollworm), 3183 nucleotides. RefSeq names its product membrane alanyl aminopeptidase-like. The transcript has 15 exons. Gene Ontology annotation, molecular function: zinc ion binding; peptide binding; metalloaminopeptidase activity. Bases 59 to 2851 code for a protein of 930 amino acids. The record is from RefSeq and is a predicted model, not a curated record. Gene Ontology annotation, cellular component: cytoplasm. Lineage: Eukaryota; Metazoa; Arthropoda; Insecta; Lepidoptera; Gelechiidae. Gene Ontology annotation, biological process: proteolysis; peptide catabolic process.
AUCAUAUUCGCAAGAAGCACUUUUAGUGUGAUCAAAUAUCUCAACCUAAACACCAGCCAUGAUUCGUGAACUGGUGUUAGGAGCAUUAUGCAUAACAAUAGCAGCAUCAAGCGAUCCAAACUAUAGACUAAACACGCCAAUAAGACCAGAUUCUUAUGAAAUAGUGGUCACACCAUAUUUCGACACUGGCGACGCGAACGCAUUCACAUUUGAUGGACAAGUCACUAUCAAUUUUGAGACUGAGUCUGUUACGAACCAAAUUAAGUUACAUUCAGAAGAUUUAACAUUUACUGCUGCCAAUAUAACCUUAAGUACUGGUAAUACAAAUAUACCGCUUAAUGCUGCCAAUCCUUUGGAGUUUAUUAAAACCUAUUCAUUUGCACUAAUCAAUGUGCAGACAAAUAUUGAAGUUGGGAAAGUAUAUACGUUGAAAAUUGUAUACCAGGGCCCGAUAAGGCAAGACUUGAGUGGAUUCUAUAGAAACCAUUACAUUGAAAAUGGCGUUAAAAAAUGGUUGGGUACUACACAAAUGGAACCUACACACGCAAGAAAGGUAUACCCGUGCUUCGAUGAACCUGAAUUGAAGGCUACUUUCACUCUUGUCAUUGACCGUCCAGAAAAUUAUAAGCCAUCUCUCGCAAAUACCAAGUUAAAGGAACAAAUUCGCUUGUCCAAUGGCUACGUGCGAGAAACGUUUUACCCCACACCAAGAAUGUCUACAUACGUAGUCGCCUUCCUUGUAUCAGAAUUCGAAGCUGCAAACUACGCCACAAAUGGCACACGAGAGUUUGGAGUCUUCACCAGACCAGACGCUAAGAAUCAGACUGCAUUCACUUUUGAUUUCGGUCAAAGAGCAGUUGAAGCGUUGAGUGCUUAUCUUGGCGUUGACUAUUAUACAACUGAUGCUAAUUUGAAGUUGGAUCAUGUUGCAUUAAUUGAUUUUAAAGUUGGUGCUGAAGAAAAUUGGGGAUUAGUCACUUAUAAGGAAUCCCUGAUGCUCUAUGUGCCAGAAGACUCUACGCCAUACUUCAAGUAUAGAAUAGCACAAGUGAUUGCUCAUGAGACCGCCCACAUGUGGUUUGGCAAUCUUGUCACAUGCCAUUGGUGGAGUAAUACCUGGCUUAAUGAGGGUUUUGCUACUUACUUCCAAGAUUAUAUUACUUCACUGAUUCAACCAGACGUUGGUGCAGGUGAUAUGCUUGUCACUGGUUCAGUAUAUUCUGCUUAUGAUGUUGAUGACACUGCCGACGCCCCACCAAUUUCCAACAACGAUGUCUAUUCUCCAGCAGAAAUCAGCGGCCAUUUUGGUAUUAUUACUUACCAGAAAGCUGGAUCAGUUAUACGAAUGAUGCAUCAUUUCAUAGGAGACAACGCAUUCAUAUUGGGACUCAAUAUUUAUUUGAAAAAAAACUCACUUAUGUCAGGAUAUCCUGAACUACUUUAUGCGGCACUUGAAGAAGGAAUAACAAGCGAUAAUUCACUAGCAGGCUAUUCUGGUGUUAUAUUCACAGAAGUGAUGAGUUCAUGGAUCACGCAAGCUGGUCACCCUGUAGUGACAGUCCACGUUGAUUACGAAACUGAGAUGGUUACUUUGACUCAGGCACGUUUUUAUAUGAACGCUUUUAAUUCAGAUGAAAUUUAUAAAAUACCAAUAACCUACACUACAGACGCUUCUCCCAACUUCAACAAUACUAAACCAAACUUUGUUAUGGAGAAUAAGAGUCACAGCUUCAAAAUUUCGAAUCUGAACAGGGAUGAUAGCUGGGUGAUAUUUAACAUCCAAGAAACAGGUUUUUACAGGGUGAAUUAUGACGACAACUCUUGGGACCGCAUAAUUGCCGCUUUAAAAGGAAACAAAAGAGAGCAAAUUCAUUAUUUGAAUCGGGCUAAGAUAGUAAAUGAUGCUUUUGCUUUAUACUAUAGCGAUAGAAUCAAUUUUAAACGUCUUCUUGAUGUUUUGGAAUUUAUAAAAGAAGAAAACAACUAUUCGGUGUUGUAUGCAGCCACUAGAGGUCUGAACAAAUUGAGAUCCUUGUAUUUCGGUACUGAAGUGUUGACCGAGAUUGACAAAUAUAUUAACAAUGUGGCUAAUAGUUUGGUUAAUAUAUUAGGAUAUGAAGUAGCAGAUUCUGAAAUUACAGCGGAGCUAAGGAAUCGCUUGCAAGUUCUAGAAUUAGCUUGCAGAGCUGGCCAUACAGGUUGCGUACAACAUGCUACCAAACUCUUUAAAGACUUGAAGGAUAACGGUGUAGAGAUAACACCGAGCUUGAGGCCAGUGGCGUACUGCUACGGUUUGCGAAAUGGCGGCGAUGAAGAUUACGAGUUUCUUUGGAGAAGGAUGGCCACUACCAACGUAGCCAAUGAAGCCCGUAUCAUUGGAGAUGCCCUUGGCUGCACAUUACAGGAUACCAAACUCAAGAAAUAUUUAGUGGCAAUGCAAGAAGAAGAAAGCCCCAUAAGAACUCAAGAUUUGACUGUACCUCUUGAAAGCGUUCUCGCCUAUUAUGAAAACGUAGACUUAGUCUUGAAUGAACUAAAAGAUAACUACGAUGUAUGGAGUACUAUAUACCCAUCAAUGGAUUCAGUAUUGUCUAUUAUAUGUAAGGCUUUAAAGACUGAAGAAGAUUUUGAUGACUUUGAAUCUUGGCUAUCAUCUUGUGCCAAAUGCACCCAAGAGGUCGUGUCAAAAGCGAGGGAGGCCUUAGCCGUGUCCAGGACUUCUGCAGCUUGGGCUCAGCUUCAUAAGGCCGAAAUCAUAGACAAUCUAAAGAACAACGGGUUUAUGCCAGCACCUUCUUUGGCAUCGCAUAGUUUUGCUCUACUACUUUCCUACAUCUUCACAAAUGUUUAAUUGAGUAAACAUCCGAGUGCUGAGCACACACCUAUUCUCAAUCACCCGAAGGAGGUAUGGAAUAUACUCCAUUGUAGGCUACUGGAGGCGUUUGGGUUAAUAUCUAAUAUACAUUAUUCGCAAGAGUUUUCAGACAGAAGAACUACUACUUUGCUUAACAAUUAAUGAUUAAAGCUUAGUUUAACUUUUAUUAAUUAUUAUAUUUAUAAAUACUUACUCCUUUUUAAUUUUUGUAAAGAGAUUAAGAAUUUUUUUAAAUGUAAAUAAAAAGAGAUCCCUAAACCACUUUGAAGUAGAUUAAUUAGUAACUGUUCAAUGACGAAUUAUAUUUA